AUGACAGAUUGCAAGGGAAAAAAUGUUAUCUCGAACGAUGAAUCUCUGCUUGAGAAGAAGGAAAGAGAAAUAAAACACCUUCGUAAACAAAUUUUCGCUUUACAAAAUGAAGCUAUCAGAAGUUUUACCGAAGCCAUUCACUAUAAUGAACGGAUCCUAUACAACGUUGUCGCCUAUCAUGAUCGUAUUUCCACUCGUGAAGAUGGUGGUUGUAUGACCAUAAGGAAUCAAUUGAUCGCUUCGCAAGCUAUUCUUGCAGACGCUAGAGAUUCAAUGUUGAGUUAUUCGUCGAUUAGUGUUGAAGAUCAGGAACAUUGCGAGGAAGAUGAUCAAGAAUCUGUUAAGAGCGUUGCGACAUCCACUGCCAAGGAGAGUCGAUUCGGUGGGUCAACUAGUACUUCCGUCAAGAAUACCCCAACUACUGAAUCGUUUAGAAGCACUAUUCCAAAUCAAGCGUUCGUGGAAUCCCUAAAAGAACUUUCAGCUAAGCUUGCCAUGCGUCACUCCGUGUCUACGCCCCAACAAUCUCCCGAAUUUCUGGUCCAGAAUUUAGGUCAGAAUUUACAAGACGCAACCACCAUUGAUUCCACUAAACAUAGCACACCAAAAAUCACGAUUCCAGCCGUUUACGUAGGUGUAUUUAAAAUUGAUAUCCCUCCUGCCGUCAUCAAAAAGUCAUUGAGUGAUAUGUUCGGAGAAGUGAUCGCUGUCGCAAAAUACCGUCAUAGGGAUCACGCUUUUGCCUACUUUGCAAAAUGGGAUUCUUAUAACGAGGCGUUGAGUCAAGGUGCGAUCGUUAUUUCUGGUCAAAUGCUAUCAAUUAAGAAAUCUGAGCAUGCCCCAAGGCCAGGUUCCUUUGAUUGGUACCGAUUUCGCAGCGCUUAUGAAAAUAAAGAGCUACUUAACUCAUAUAUUGAAGGGCUUUUCAAAAAUGAAGCUUUCUUUCGAACUCAAAAAUUCUCGCAUUCUACACCUAGUGAAGUCUCAGGAAAGGUUCUUCAAUACUAUGAAGGAAUAAAAAACCGCGAUCGCAGUUAUCUAGCAAAAUCCAUAACAUUAGUGGAGUCUACACGGAAAGAUCACAAGCAACAAGCUCAACAGUUGCUCUCCAUGAUCCUCGACGCACAACAUAAUAAUAAUGAGUGUAAGCCCACGUUCCGAAUAGGCCUAUCCGGUCCGCCAGGAGUCGGAAAGUCAACUUUCAUAGAAAGUUUUGGAUUACAUAUACUUUCUCAGGGACAUCGCGUAUCCGUACUCACCAUUGAUCCGUCUUCAACUCGAAACGGUGGAUCGAUUUUAGGUGAUAAAACUCGAAUGCCGAAAUUGUCUCAUCAAGAAAACGCCUAUAUCCGACCUUCACCGAGUCGUGGCACACUUGCCCGGAAUACGAACGAGGCUAUCAUUUUAUGCGAAGCUGCCGGGUAUGAUGUGUGCCUAGUGGAAACUGUUGGCGUAGGCCAGUCAGAAACGAUGGUGGCUGACAUAGUUGACAUGUUCAUUUUAAUGGUACCGCCUGCUGGAGGUGACGAGAUACAGGGAUUGAAAAAAGGUAUAGUCGAAAUAUCCGAUCUUGUGAUAGUCAACAAAGCCGAUGGCCCUCUGGCUGCUUCCGCGAGGGAAGCAUUAAUCGAAUAUACAAGUGCCUUGAAGUAUCUUCAACCAAUAACCCCAUACUGGAAGCCUCAGGUCACAAGCGUAUCUGCAAAAACCAAUAUGGGGAUUGAAAAUGCUUGGAAUAUAACAAUGUCUUAUUUAAACGCAAUGAGGGAAUCUGGAGAAUUUCAAAGGAAGCGAAGUGAACAAAGGAAACUAUGGAUGUGGCGCCAGAUAAAAACUGAACUAUUAGAUAGAUUGAAAUCAGACGAAUCAAUAAGAAAACUGGUAAAUACGUUUGAACAAAAAGUGUUUAAUGGUGAAAUGACUUCUGGCACAGCCGCGGAUUAUGUUGUGGAUAAAUUUACGCACAAUUUAACGCAAAAUUCCAUUUCGUAA
Molecule: messenger RNA, 1992 nt
Organism: Acaulospora morrowiae
Lineage: Eukaryota; Fungi; Glomeromycota; Glomeromycetes; Diversisporales; Acaulosporaceae
Source: the annotation of a GenBank genome assembly